AUGUUCUACGAUCUGAAUGUGCCCUAUAGCCCGGGUGAUCCCGAAAUUGUUCAUACUUUGAACUUCCUUGCAGAACUCGGCUACACCACGGUUGCACUGUCAGAGACGAUCAAUGGGAAAUUGCCUCCAGGCCUGACUGCCCCAUCUGCUCCAAAAGAUGCUCCCCGGAAUCUGGUGCUUCUUAGCCGCCUGAAUCUGACCCUCUCUGACCCUGCGCAAAACCAAAGACUUGCCAGCCUGACUCAGACCUAUGAUCUUGUCGCUCUCCGCCCAACAAAUGAGAAAGCCCUACUUAACGCAUGCACCAAUCUGGAGUGUGAUAUCAUCUCCCUGGAUUUCUCCGUCCGCCUACCGUUCCAUAUUAAAUUCAAAAUGGUUUCCGCGGCUAUCUCGCGUGGGAUUCGCUUCGAGAUCUGUUACGGCCCGGGUGUUACGGGUAGUGGUAUUGAAGCUCGACGUAAUCUAAUUGGCAAUGCUAUGGGUCUGAUACGAGCAACACGUGGCCGAGGUAUCAUCGUUUCAAGUGAAGCGCGGAAGGCUCUGGGCGUGCGGGCUCCAUGGGAUGUGAUCAAUCUUGCCUGCGUCUGGGGCUUGUCGCAGGAACGCGGAAAAGAGGCAGUCUGCGAAGAGGCUAGGAAAGUGACCGCCUUGGCCAAAUUGAAACGAACAAGCUGGCGUGGGAUCGUCGACAUUGUUGAUGGGGGAAGUAACUCAGCUGCCAAAGCCACAGGACCGUCAUCUAAACCGAAGGAAUCUGCGGAGGUCAGAGCCGAUGGAUUGAAAAGAAAAGCAUCGCUUGGCUCUGAGGUAGCAACCGAGGAGACUGAAAAGCCACUAUCAAAACGGGAGAUGAAGCGCAGGGCUAAGAAAGCUCGGCUAGAGGCGUUCGGCGGCGAUAGCAGUGCUAACGGUACACCGGCUACUUGAGCGGGAAAUUUUCCAACCUUUCUCUUCUUGUUCCG
This is a messenger RNA of Aspergillus aculeatinus CBS 121060, 962 nucleotides long. Its product is annotated as ribonuclease P subunit p30 family protein. Gene Ontology annotation, cellular component: nucleolar ribonuclease P complex. The record is from RefSeq and is a predicted model, not a curated record. Gene Ontology annotation, molecular function: RNA binding. The transcript has 2 exons. NCBI's taxonomy places the organism in Eukaryota, Fungi, Ascomycota, Eurotiomycetes, Eurotiales, Aspergillaceae. Gene Ontology annotation, biological process: tRNA processing. Bases 1 to 927 code for a protein of 308 amino acids.